Molecule: messenger RNA, 2286 nt
Organism: Cynoglossus semilaevis (tongue sole)
Lineage: Eukaryota; Metazoa; Chordata; Actinopteri; Pleuronectiformes; Cynoglossidae
Product: ADP-ribosylation factor 3
Exons: 4
Coding region: 1-546 (181 amino acids)
Molecular function (GO): GTP binding; GTPase activity
Source: RefSeq, a predicted model, not a curated record
AUGGGGAAUAUUUUUGGGAAUUUGCUGAAAAGCCUCAUAGGAAAGAAGGAGAUGAGGAUCUUGAUGGUGGGGCUGGACGCCGCGGGGAAAACGACGAUCCUCUACAAGCUGAAGCUGGGUGAAAUCGUCACCACCAUCCCGACCAUCGGGUUCAACGUGGAGACGGUGGAGUACAAGAACAUCAGCUUCACCGUGUGGGACGUGGGUGGGCAGGACAAGAUCCGUCCCCUGUGGAGACACUAUUUUCAAAACACACAGGGUCUGAUCUUUGUGGUGGACAGUAACGACAGAGAGCGUGUGAAUGAGGCGAGAGAGGAGCUGAUGAGGAUGCUGGCUGAGGACGAGCUGAGGGAUGCGGUCCUGCUGGUGUUUGCUAACAAACAGGACUUACCAAACGCCAUGAACGCUGCAGAGAUCACAGACAAGUUGGGUUUACACUCCCUGCGUCACCGCAACUGGUACAUCCAGGCCACCUGCGCCACCAGUGGCGACGGCCUGUACGAAGGUCUUGAUUGGCUGGCCAAUCAACUCAAGAACAAGAAAUAAGAUGAAGUGGGGGGAAAAAAAGCCACUGGCUCCAUCCACCAUUCCUUGUUUUUGUUUUCAGAGUAAGACUGUGGGUUUAGGCAAAGGUUUUGGCUCGAUAGGUGCAACGCAAGAUUCAGGGUCAGAGGUCGAUUUUUGGUUUUUAUUUAUACAGUAUCUGGUAGAGUUUAUCAUAGUGCUGCAACAGAUUCCUACGUAUAUCACAUUUAACUACUCCACACACACACAGCAACUAAUCAUGUGAUCAGUCAUAACAUAUUACCUGCUUUUCCUGUUUCCACCUCCGGUCCAUAGGUGCCACUGUUUGUCAGUUUAAGAACGUGCGUGACUCCACUGGGUUGACAGUUGAGUUUGGAUUUUUUUUUUUUUUUUUUUAGCUGUCAUUCUCAGAACACAUUCUGUCAGACGCUCUGUGCUGUAUGUGGUUUUUUUUUUCAUUUCCUGUGAUUUAACAGAGCUCAUCAGAAUGCGUCAGCGACUCUGUUACUGUGACUACAGUGUUAGUGAAAGUGAGACGUUCAUCACUAACAACAUGUCAUCCCGCCGCUUCUUACUGAACCAUAGCUUGUUAGCGAACGGCAGCCUUCUCCUUAACCCCCGACUUUUAAUAUUUUAAAAUGCACAACACAUUUUAACCAGCCUGACCUGAAUGCACCGCGGCAGAAACCACUGACACGGCUGCUUCGCUUCUCCUCCUCAUCCUCUGAGCUGCAUGACGAUCACAGUCCAGCGCUCCAUGUCCUGACAUCAGCACUGACGUCGUGAUGUUCAUGGUCAGCCAGGGAAACAACCACAACCUGCUGCUCUGACAUCGUGUGUGUUCACAUCAUCUGCAUCACUUCAGUUCCUAGUUCUGUGUAUUUUAUGAGGUCCUUGUGCCGUCUGUCACUCUGUGUUACUGAAUGUUAAUAUUGUGAAUGAAACUGAAAAGUCACUGGACUGAUAUUUAUUUGAUAAGUGAGCUCCGUUAUUCUCCGUGUAUUUGUGUGAGGGAAAAAAGAAAAAAGCAGGGUCAGCAGAGGGGAUUGUGGGUGUUGUAGUUUUUAAGCAGAUUCAUCCGCUGGUCUCCGACUCACCUCUGGACAGGAGUGGAGUUCCCGCGUCCCUUCUGAUACCAGCAGAAACCAGAUCUUUGUCACUGAAAUGAUAUCCGUGUGCCGUACAUUGGUACUGCUACUCAGUACGACACACGUACUCAACAAAUACUCUGUCCAUCAUACCAUCAGUGUGUGGUUCUAUAUAUUCAACAUCUCAUUUUAAUAGUGAGUUUCAUCUGGGUUUUGUGGCCUUAUAUGAUGUCAUGACCGUCGACGACCUGGUUUGUUUUAGUCCGACGAUUGAUCAAAUAUCUGUUAUGGUUUGCAGUCGUGUUUUUUCUGAGGUAUUCAGGAUGGUUUUGCACCACAGGCGAGAUGAUGAGGCAGAGGUUGAUUGUAUUUUCAUUUUCUUCCUUUACACGUUAACGAGAUGGAUAUUUAAAUUCUUUGAUUUGUUCAAGGCUGUAGAGAACCUUCGAUGUAGACUGUCAGUGUAAAACAGUGGUGAUCAAUGUGAAAAAAAACCCAAACCUCUGAUGGUUGUGUCAAUACUUUAAAUUUACACAAGUAAGAUAAAAAAAACAACAACAACAACCUGAUAAGGCUCAGUGCUGAAUGCAUGGAAACAUCUAUCUGUAUGUGAUGAUGUUGGACGACAAACAAAAAUCCUGCUGUAUUACAAAUAAACCCAUUUUCUCUAUGA